GCCUUAUACAAGGCUCCCACCCGCCAAACGUCCCCUCAGCCAACCUUGCCUGUAUAGCUGUACUGUGGUCCUCACCCACCUAAAUCAAACCGUGCUUAAUACUCACCGUAUAACACAACAACAGUCAGUCAUCUUUUUAUUUUUUAUUAUGUUCUAUCUGCUUCACGGACGUCCUGUGAUGUUCACUGUCACUCUCUACGUCGUUUUACCGUCGUCGAGCUCGUGUAGAAAGCGAAGACGGGCGCCGGCCGUAUUUGUUUGGCCACCGACGCGUUGACGCGCACCGCGUCUCUCCGCGUCUCAUUCGUUUUCCUCGAUAUCUCUCAUGCUCACGACGUGUUGAAUCGAUCGCUUAUGCAUUUUUCGCGCUCUAGAUGCCCAAAGAAGUCAAAACCAAGCGCAAGGCUGCAGGUAAAUCAGAGGGAAAGGCAACCAAGGCUAAGGCUGCCAAGGCUAAGGGCGCUCCUAAACGUGCACUCUCCGCGUACAUGUUCUUCAGUCAAGAUUGGAGGGAGAGAAUCAAGACUGAGAACCCAGAUGCUGGUUUCGGCGAGGUUGGCAAACUACUAGGUGCCAAGUGGAAGGAGCUUGACGAGGAAGACAAGCAGCCUUAUAUCGAAUUGGCCGCCAAGGACAAGACAAGGGCAGAGGAGGAGAAGGCAUCCCUGGCUGCCACUAAAUCUUCAGCAAAAGAGAAAAGUGAUGGGGAGGAACAAGCCGAUGAAGAGGAAGAUUGAUGCCGCUUCCCUUGUCUCCUUGUACAUAUGAAGGCACUGUCCGCUUUCUUCUAACAUAAUCGUCAUAAGCCAUUUUCAUGUCAGUUGAGUAUCUUAACUUCCUAUGCGAAACACGCGAUACUCGUAAUGCACUCCCCACGAGCCCUCGUACCGUUUGCCUUCCUUUUCAUUCGUGUCGCUAUUCAUGUCGUGUGUUUUGUUACACAUUUAUGUUCUGCAUGUUGUCCUUCGUUACUUCAGAAAAGAUUGUAUUGUAUGAUC
This is a messenger RNA of Suillus subalutaceus, 998 nucleotides long. Its product is annotated as high mobility group box domain-containing protein. Lineage: Eukaryota; Fungi; Basidiomycota; Agaricomycetes; Boletales; Suillaceae. The transcript has 5 exons. The record is from RefSeq and is a predicted model, not a curated record. Bases 375 to 737 code for a protein of 120 amino acids.